CAGCAGCGCAAGAAAACAACAACAAAAAUUCAAAAAAUUCCAAAGGAACCUGAAGAAUUGAAAGCCAAGAAAAAGGCAAAGUGUGAAACGUUCAGGUUAACUACGACUACGUCUCUGACUUCAAUUCCAACACCAGCUUCGACUCCAACAACAACAACGACUCCAACUUCGAUUCCGAUUCAGUCUGCGAUUCAUUACGAAAAAAUGCCAAUGAAUUUGAUGGUUGGCGUGGUGGAAAGUGUUGAGCCUAGUGAUAUGAUGGCAUCAGACAACGAAAAUGAGCAGCAAACGGAGCAGGUACCGUUGGUAAAUGCCACCGGCAAUAGCAGUCGACGCAAUCUGGCCAAAAUUGUUGCCGCCGUCGAUUGUCGCCUACAAAUUGAAGUCGAUUCGCCGCCGCCGCCGACAACUACAACCGCAUCAGCCACUGCAAUCGAAAUUGCAGAGGCAGCCAGCAACAAUCCAGUAACAACGAGCAACCAGACGUCAUCCUCUUCGUCAUCGUCGUCGUCGUCGUCGUCAUCAUCAUCAUCUUCCAGCUCAACAUCCUCAGAGUUUACACAGACAUCACAAACAACUAUACCAAGUACGGAUAAUCUAACAUCAUCAACAAAUAUGGUCAAAAGCAUCUUAGUUGAUGCCAAAAGUGCUCCGGUGGCAUCUUUGGAUUAUCCUUUUAUCAACUCGUCAUCAUCACAUAAGCCAACAGAUAUGCUGUCAAAUCACCACAACACCCAACAGCACAAUAAUCACCCACAGGCACAGCAGCAACAUCAUCAUCAUCAUCAUCAUCGCCAGCAGCAGCACUCGACCCAGCAACAACAACAACAACAACAACCAACGCUUCAGUUGACAUUUCAGAAUUUAAACGUCUUUCACAAUGAACGCAAAAUACUUUCCGAUGUGAGUGGAUUAGUCAGUCCUUGCGAAGUUUUGGCCAUAAUGGGACCCUCGGGUAGUGGUAAGACCACACUCUUGGACUGCCUCAGUGGCCAGCGGCAUUUCGAUAGCGGAAGUGUUUACUUGAAUCGAGAGCCCUUAUCAAAGAAAUGGCGACGUCGCAUCGGAUAUGUCCUACAGGAGGAGAUCUUCUUUCCCCAACUGACACUGAGGGAGACGGUGAUGUAUACGGCUCUACUAAGGUUACCCGAAUCGAUGGCACGUGUUGAGAAAAUGCGUCUGGUUGAUCAUAUACUGGAGACCCUGGAAUUGACCUGCUGCCAGCAGACCAAGUUUGGGGACUACAUGAAUCGUGGUCUCUCUGGGGGCGAGAAGAAGAGAGCGAAUAUUGCCUGCGAGUUGCUGACGAAUCCGUUGCUCAUGCUCUUAGAUGAGCCCACCUCCGGCCUUGACAGUCAUUCGGCCAUCUCACUGAUGAAGGUGCUCAAACGCUAUGCCCAGCUGGAGCAGAAAACCAUUGUGAUAAGCGUACAUCAGCCUUCAUCACAGAUGUUUCAUAUGUUUGAUAAGUUAUUGCUGUUACAUCAGGGCCGAACCGCUUACUUUGGCGAGGUGAACAACAUCUAUAGACAUUUUGAGGAUAUUGGAGUGACAAUUAAGCCCCACUACAAUCCCGCCGAUUUUGUCUUGGAGCAAUUGAAAUCGCAUCCAGAUAUUAGAGAGAAACUUUUCAUAGCCUCCAAAGAAACGCAGAAUGGCAACUAUUUGAAUCGGAAUUGCAUUCAAACCAAGCAGCAGUCCGACACUCUACUAAUUAAUGACAUUCUCAACAACUAUUACAAUCAGCACCAUCAUCAUCAACCGCAUCAUCAUUAUGAGAAUCUACAUCACAGCACGAAUGGCCAUGUGUGUCAUGUGGGUGAAACUGAAGAGGAGGAAGCUUCUCAGCAUUUAGUUUGGUGCGGUGCCGCCGAUUCGCAAUCGAACUUCAGUUCCUGUGCAUCCAGUGAUUGCAAUAGCUCUACCUCUUGCACCACAUCCUGCACUUCCACGGCCUUGUCGACCUCGGCUUCGUCUGGCAAUUCGCCAAACAAAAGGAAGAACAAGGCUAAUGACGAGGAUUGGCUAUCAUAUCCCACCCGCUUUCAUACCCAGUUCUGUGUACUAUCCAGCCGCAAUUUCAAGGAAGCCAAGCCGCGAAUGCUCUCCAAACUGAAUUGGUUUCAGACUAUUGGGCUGGCAUUGAUGGCCGGUGCUAUUUGGUUUCAAUUGCCACGCACAGAGGAGUUUCUGCAUGAUUUGCAGGGUUGGAUGUUCUUCUCGCAAACAUAUUGGAUGCUCUUUGCCCUGUUUGGGGCUUUGAAUUCAUUCCCCGCAGAGCGUGAGGUGAUUAGUAAGGAGCGACGUUCGGGUGCGUAUCGUUUGUCCGCCUAUUAUCUGGCCAAAAUGUGUGCCGAAUUGCCAUUGGUUAUAACGCUGCCUACUGUCUACCUCAUGAUUAGCUAUCCCAUGCUAGGAUGCACUAGUGUUAAGCUUUUCUUUCUGAUGCUCAUCUUCUUGCUGCUCAAUACAAUUGUGGCCCAGAGUGUGGGCUUUUUCAUUGGAGCCUGUUGCAUGGACAUGAAUGUAAGCAUAACCCUUAGUGCACUCUACACACUUGCCACACAGCUCUUUGGCGGCUAUCUAUCGUCACGCAUUCCGGAGGGUCUUAGCUGGAUACGUUAUACCUCGAUGAUACACUAUGCAUAUCAGAAUAUGCAAAUAUUGGAAUUUAGUGAGGGUCCACCCAUUAGUUGCGGUUCGCCUAGCAGCUACGAGAUAUGCAAACAGCAGACAAACGAAUUCAUUCCAUAUGAGGAAAUACUCAAAGCACAAAACUCAACAUCACCGCUCUGGCUGAAUACACUCAUAUUGAUGAUGUUCUUUCUGGUGUUCCGUUGCCUGGGCUAUGCGGUGCUUCGGUAUCUGCGAUGUCCCAAAAAGACGUGAAAAAAGAAAGAAAUCCGUGGACAAGAGAGAGAGAGAGAGAGAAAAGAAAAUGCAGACAACGAACCAGUGAUACGUAAUUGUUAUUUUCUUUUGUUGAACAAAGUUUUUGCGCCAAUUUUGUGAUUCAAGUUAUAUUCAAGCCACACAAUUAUAUACUAAAUAUAUAGAUAAAAAAAACUAUAUAUGUACAUAUAUCAUCGAUAUAUAUACAUACAUAUAUGUUAAUUACAUUUAGCUCAUGUGAAACGAGAUAAAUGUUUGUGUUGCAUUCUGUAAACGGCAAAUGUUGUUUUGUUUUAUGCGUAUUUUUUAAUUGUUAGCCAUUCAUUCUACAAUUAAUAUAGUUAUAUUUACCUAUAUAUAUAUUUCUAAUUAUUAUUACUGCGAUUUGCUAUGUGAAAUCCAAAUCAACAGAACGGAUUGCAAACAAACAAAAGUUUAAAGUUUUAAUGUUGCAUUUUAAAGGAAACAAAAGCGAGAAAAUGUCUAUUCAAUUACCACCAUAAACCACAAAAAUUUCUAUUAGUUUUUGUACAAUUUUCUUCAUUUUUUUCUUGCAAAUUUUUUUUUGUUUUUCACUUGGGAAAAUAUACUGUGAUUUAGUGUGCUAGUUUUUUAAUUAGUUUUAAAACCUAUGCCUAAAACAACAACAACAAAAACCACACACACAACAAGUAAAAAAAAAGAAACAAUAUACACUAUCAAGAAAUAUUUUUUGUAUAAAACAUAUUGCAUAAAUUGUAUUUUGUUUAUAUAUUAACUAAUUAUAUGUAAUUAAAUUUAUUUAAAAUAUACCAUAUAUGAAAUA
Messenger RNA from Drosophila willistoni, 3697 nucleotides. It is a transcript of the gene E23, whose product is annotated as ABC transporter G family member 21. Bases 205 to 2889 code for a protein of 894 amino acids. Gene Ontology annotation, molecular function: ATP binding; ABC-type transporter activity; ATP hydrolysis activity. Lineage: Eukaryota; Metazoa; Arthropoda; Insecta; Diptera; Drosophilidae. The transcript is spliced from 8 exons. Gene Ontology annotation, cellular component: plasma membrane. The record is from RefSeq and is a predicted model, not a curated record.